UGUAGAGUAGUUUAGUUUUUGUUUCCCUUUGCAGGUUAGCUAAGUACUUUUUGUUUGUCUUUGGUGCCGUCCACAGUUUGAUUCUUCCAGGGCGGUACUAGAUGUCAUAGCUUAUCGGUUUUAUUUGAAUAAAAUAGCUUUAAAUGCUCUCUUGGUCUGUUCCUCAAGCUUUUAACCAGUCAUCACCAGUUCAGUGUUUAAUGCCACAUGUUACCGAUCCCAGAGCGCCCUAGACAAAAUGUGGGGUUCUUUAAAAUGCAGAGUUAAUUAAACUAAGCAACGCAGAAGUAAAUGGGGUGAACUUUUAAGAAAUUGUAGUUAAUACUGCACUCCCUGUUUAAAUGGUCACUUAAGUAGCCUUUUAUCCCCAUCUAACUGUGUUCUGCUUGCAUUUUCUCGCUCUAGAUUUAACCAAGAGAUGUGAGAUGAAUUUUGAAUGAUGUGAGGCUGGCUGUUUAAAAUUGGUACGGAUGUGUUUGGGGUUUAGAAAGUAACAGAUGUAAAGUGAUGAGAAUUGUGAGAUUGCUUUUUCCCUGUAAGUAAUAAGUAAAGUGAUUUCCUUACAGUUUGAGAGAAGUGGUCAUUUAUAAUGUAAUGUUUUGAGUAACUAACUGUAAUGAUCUUUGGGAGGCUGGGAGAGUAAGGACACCAGGAGCAGGAGUAUGAAGACACAGAGUUCAGUUUUUAUCCGGACAACAACACAAACGCUAACCCCCCAACACUUUGAGCAGGAGAGGAAGUCAGCCACCACCAUCUGAGCCCCCAGCUUGUGAACACCUUCACACAGAGAGCUGUUUUAAUGCGGUUAGAAGCCUAUUGGCACUGCUCCAUCCACUGGACCAGAUCUGGUGCUCUCUUUUUAGUGAGAUAAGUCAGCAGGCUGGUGACAUCCAAAUAAUUAGGUAUAAACCCAUGAUAAUAGCCAGUCAGCCCUGGGAACCGUCUCACCUCCUUUUUGGUCUUGGGUAUCGUCUUAUUAAUUUGGGGACGCAUAUCCAUGACCUAAGAAUCCACCAAGGUGUGAUAUAAACCCCCUUGAAUUCUCACAGGUAUGUGGUACGUUCCAGUUCAAUCAGGGGAGGUGGGUGGUAUUGUGGGAAUGAGGACCAGUGUCUCAACCUCCGUGUGGUGACACUGGUCCUGGAAAUUCCCAGGCUCCCCACAGCACCAGCACACCUGCCCAGGCUACACCCCAGCCACAUACUGGUUCUUGCCUUGUAUGAACUGUUCUAGGAAGAACCUUUAAUGAACAUAGAACCUUUAUAUAACUUCAUUCUGGAUAUUAAUUUUAUUAGAACUACAUUCUAGAUAUACAUUUUUUAAUUUUAUUAGGACUUAAUUCCGGAUAUUAUUUUUUAUAGUUUAUUAGAUGCACUGUGAUUCAGGACAUUUGCAUGUUCAGUUGAUUUUUUCCAAACUGUGAACCUUGUUCUGGUCUGAAUAUAAACCAGGUCACUGCGGGUCAAUGAGUACCUACUUUUACUGUUUCACUACAGCUGAUCUCCAUCACUGCUCUGGUCCAGUGUCCAGAACUCUCCCACUGAUCUGUUAUCUCACUUUGUUCCAAAGGAGGAUCCGGUGAAGCAGUAGGAGAACCGAGAGGAGAUGAAGGGAGCAGAUGGACAGGUGGAGGAGCGAGGGCACUGGGCCAGUAAAACGGAGUUUCUUCUGGCAGUGGCGGGGAACGUGGUGGGUCUGGGAAACGUGUGGAGGUUCCCCUACCUCUGCUACAAGAACGGAGGAGGGACGUUCCUAGUGCCGUAUUUGGUGUUUGCGGUGACCUGUGGGGUGCCCCUGUUCCUCCUGGAGACGUCUAUGGGGCAGUACACCCAGCAGGGGAGCAUCACAUGCUGGCAGUGUCUCUGCCCUCUGGCUGAGGGUAUUGGCUAUGCAAGUCAGCUGAUUUUGGUGUACAGUUGCAUGUGUUACAUCAUUCUUCUGGCCUGGGCACUGUUGUACCUGGUGUUCUCCUUCAGCUCCCAGCUGCCCUGGUCCACCUGCGACAACACCUGGAACACAGAUCGUUGCAUCUUUGCUGCCAAAAACCUCACACUCAACUGGACAGGACAAACUAAUUCAACAUCAGCGGCCACUGAGUUCUGGGAGCGCAGAGUGCUGGCCAUCUCUGGUGGAAUUGAAGAGCUGGGUAAGGUCAACUGGGAGAUCCUCCUCUGUCUGAUUGCAAUGUGGGUCAUCUGCUACUUCUGCAUCUGGAAGGGCGUUAAGUCCACUGGCAAGGUGGUGUACUUCACAGCUACCUUCCCCUACGUCAUGCUGCUGGUGCUGCUGAUUCGGGGGCUGACUCUGCCGGGUGCCCUGCAGGGCGUCCUCUUCUACGUCUAUCCUGACCCCCAGCGCCUGGCUGACCCUCAGGUGUGGAUGGAGGCAGGUACUCAGGUGUUCUUCUCAUACAGUGUAGCUGCAGGGUCACUCACUGCGCUGGGGAGCUACAACAAAUACAACAACAACUGCUACAAGGACUCGAUCUGGCUGUGUGUGUUGAACAGCUGUACGAGUGUCGUGGCUGGAUUCGCUGUGUUCUCAGUUCUUGGUUUCAUGGCUGAGCAGCAAGGAGCUACAGUGGAGGACGUAGCAGAGUCAGGACCUGGUCUGGCGUUUAUAGCGUAUCCUCAGGCGGUGGCGAUGAUGCCGUUACCUCAGCUGUGGUCUGUGUGUUUCUUCAUCAUGAUCAUCCUGCUGGGCCUCGAUACACAGUUUGUUAUCAUGGAGGUGAUCAUCACGUCGGUGACUGACCUGUUUCCGGCGACGCUCCGCAGAGCCGGACGGAGAGAACUCCUCCUCCUCCUCUUCUGCCUCUUCUGCUUCUUCAGCCAAAUGGUCAUGGUCACUGAGGGGGGGAUGUACGUGUUUCAGCUGUUUGAUUAUUACGCCUGUAAUGGGAGCAGCAUUCUGUUUCUGGCUGUGUUUGAGUCUCUGGCUAUGGGCUGGAUCUACGGAGCAGAACAAAUGUGUGACAUCAUUGAAGACAUGACUGGGUCACCCCCCAGUUUCAUCUUUAAACUGUGCUGGAAAUAUCUCACCCCCCUCGUUUCCAUGGUGUCGUUUAUCUGUUCUCUGGUGGAGUACCAGCCCCUGACCUUUAACCGCUGGUAUGUUUACCCCAACUGGGCGUACGGGCUCGGCUGGGCGAUGGCGCUCUCCUCCAUCCUGCUGGUGCCCGGCUGGGCACUGGUUCAGCUGUGGGCAGGGAGACGGAACCUGAAACAGGUGAGUCUCAACACAGGUACACCCUGUUUAACACAGUGUUAGACAGAAGAGCUAAACUGAUCAGACUAAGACCCAAUUCCAUUUCACCCUUG
Messenger RNA from Colossoma macropomum (tambaqui), 3320 nucleotides. RefSeq names its product sodium- and chloride-dependent GABA transporter 2-like. Gene Ontology annotation, biological process: sodium ion transmembrane transport. The record is from RefSeq and is a predicted model, not a curated record. Gene Ontology annotation, cellular component: membrane. Bases 1606 to 3270 code for a protein of 554 amino acids. The transcript has 13 exons. Lineage: Eukaryota; Metazoa; Chordata; Actinopteri; Characiformes; Serrasalmidae.